Polychytrium aggregatum is the source of this 708-nucleotide messenger RNA. RefSeq lists its product as uncharacterized. The record is from RefSeq and is a predicted model, not a curated record. The transcript is spliced from 4 exons. Lineage: Eukaryota; Fungi; Chytridiomycota; Chytridiomycetes; Polychytriales. The coding region runs from base 1 to 708 and encodes 235 amino acids.
AUGAGAAUCUUUGCCAAGGUCUUUGCCUUCCUCCUUUCGGCUGGCUUCGUCUUCGGUGCCCCGAUGGGAGCCAGCUCUGGCGGUAUCCUCGACCUCAUCCUGGACAACACCCUCGGCCCUCUGAUUGCCCCCAUCACGGGUCUGGAGUGUGGCAUCCAGGCCAUCACGGCGGUUGCCACUGUCUGCGAGCAAUGCAAGUUCAACCCCUUCGACGUUGCUGGUGUGAUCAUCCAGGUCGUCACCACCCUGGACUUUUCCGAAGACAGCAUCAAGAGCAUUGAAGGCAAGAUCAACAAGAUCAUCCUCGGCUUCACCAACGAGCUGUGUGCUGACCCCAACUGCUACAAGACUCUCGAGGCCCAAGCCCUCGCUGUCUAUGACAAGUGCUCCAAGCUGGUCGAGGAGUUUGUCCCCGAGAUUGUCGGUAUCGAUGACGCUGUCUUCAAGUCCCUCCUGCCCACUCUCUUGCUGCCCGAUCACAACCCCCUCUGCAUCAAGGAUCCCUCCACCAACUGCUAUUGCGGCAUCGAAAUCCUCGAGAACUUUGAAAAGGUCAUGCUGCCUUCCUACUGGCAGGGCACCUUUGACCCCAACCAGCUCUCGAUCUGCUCUAGCUGCUUCGACUCUGCCAUCCUCUCGCUCGGCAACAGCACCCUCACCCAAAACUUCAACAACAAGUGCCCCAACGUCGUCCCCAUCCCUAUCUAA